This is a messenger RNA of Exaiptasia diaphana, 1384 nucleotides long. RefSeq lists its product as uncharacterized. The coding region runs from base 3 to 575 and encodes 190 amino acids. Lineage: Eukaryota; Metazoa; Cnidaria; Anthozoa; Actiniaria; Aiptasiidae. The record is from RefSeq and is a predicted model, not a curated record. The transcript has 3 exons.
AAAUGAAAUAUCCUCCGUGGUGGGGGUAUGGAUAUUUUCUGGAACUACACAAUUCUAUAUUUUCAGAUGUGGAUCAUCAACCAUUGAAUGAAUUGUUAUCACUGGUGAAACAUUGUGCAUCACAAGAUGAAGAAAUCCUUAAACAAAUAGAUGCAAUAAAACAAGGACAAGAAGAGCUCAAGCAAGGUCAGUCAGAUCUACAACAAGGACAGCAAGAGAUCAAGCAAGGUCAGUCAGGUCUACAGCAAGUACAAGAGAUACUCAAAGCAAUCAAAUGGCAAGAUAAGGAAUCAAUAUCAAAGUCAUGCGAAGAUGUCUUGUCUUAUUUUAAAACACUGGAAACAUUAACAAAAGUGCAAACAGAAUUCCAACCCAAACUGUUGGCCAGUCCUGAUGUGCCAAGCACCAGAACAGAUGACAUAUUCACCAAUCUCAUGAUCCAACGUGAACGGAAACGCUUGAAGAAUUUUGAAAGUUUCUCUAGAUGGGAACAACUGCAAGAGUACAACAAAUCAAGUGCUAAAAACCACAUUGAUAAAUGUCACUCAAGACGUAUUCAUCAACCCAGAUCAUGAUGAAUUUGAAAUAAUAUGAAAUAAUAAUAAUAAUAAUAAAUAUAUAAUAAUAAUAAUUAUAAUAAUGGUAACUGUUUUUAUUUUAAUCCAUAAAACCUCAGUAUUUUUAUGAUUGCUAAUAGAAAUCAUGAAAGAUAGUUCUUUAUCUAGUGAUUUGUAAUUGUAUCAGACUAAAGGAUCCAUGUGCCCUGUUAUUGUGACUUCACAUGUUUGAAACUCUACUGUUUCAUCCCCAUCCUAUUAAAAGAGACAUGAUGGUUGGUUAAUGCAACAGACUUUGGGUUUACAGCAUGGGUUUGAUUCCCAGACCUGGCGAUCAUGUCUCAGUGUAUAAAAUAAUUAUAAUUAUGUAUAUUGUAGUUAUAUUGACUGAGUUUGAUUGGGCCAUGCAAUUAAUUACACCAAAAUAUUUUGCCCAAGGUCAUGCUGUGAGAACCAAGCACAAUUGUUUUCCCAUAUGGUCUGUCCAAACUUGGUCAGAAAAGCACUUUAUUAAUUAAUCCAAUGUUAUAUGGAAGUAAAUUGACAAAAGCACCAUUGAGGUAGCAAAAAAAAAAAAAAAUAAAUAAAUAAAUAAAAUAAUAAUUAUGAUUAAAUAAAAAAUUCAUGACCCAAUUACAGCAUUUCUUUAAAUGAUUUUUUUUCCAGGGAAAAAUGUUUGAACUCAAAAAAUUUGUAUUGCUGUAUUCCAUUCAAGCUUAGCUAAAGAUUGAAUUUAAGGACAUCAUACAGUAAUUAUAAUAAUUAUCAUAUUAUUAGUUACUGUACAUGUAUAUCAUAAUUUUCCAAUAAACGUUUUCAUUUAAUGA